This is a messenger RNA of Polyodon spathula (Mississippi paddlefish), 1756 nucleotides long. It is a transcript of the gene hapln1b, whose product is annotated as hyaluronan and proteoglycan link protein 1b. The record is from RefSeq and is a predicted model, not a curated record. Gene Ontology annotation, molecular function: hyaluronic acid binding. The coding region runs from base 261 to 1325 and encodes 354 amino acids. Gene Ontology annotation, biological process: cell adhesion. The transcript has 5 exons. NCBI's taxonomy places the organism in Eukaryota, Metazoa, Chordata, Actinopteri, Acipenseriformes, Polyodontidae.
ACUCCCAGUGCAUUGAUCGCGCUAUAAAUGCCAGAUAAUGUACUCAGCUACCAGUCUGAAGUGCCAUCUUACACAGGUUAAGCAGUUUCAAAGAAGACGCUACACAAAGUUACAUUGGAUACAACUGCGGCAUUGACUGUGCAUCCGAAGGAAACUUGAAUACUGGACUAUUCAUGCCUUGUUUAUUAUUUCGAUCUUGGAGAAGAAAGUCAGGAGACCGGGAUUCUGUAUCAAGUAAAGAGACCCAUUGGUGCUGAAAAAUGAACUCCCUGCUUUUGCUAGCUCUGACUUCACUGUGUCUGGCAGAUCCCUAUGAGAGAAGCUACAGUGAUGUGGAACACCAUAGAACCAUCUACAUCUCAGAAAAUGGACCUCGUCUAUCAGUGGAGAUGGAGCAGACCAAAGUAAUCUCCCACCGCGGUGGCAAUGCUACACUGCCUUGCAAAUUCCACCGCGAAUUCAGCUCCGGCACUGAUAACAGCCCCAAGACGAGGAUCAAAUGGACCAAGCUCACCACAGAUUACCUCAAGGAGAUUGAUGUCUUUGUUGCCAUGGGCAACCAUAAGAAGAGCUACGGCAGUUACCAUGGCAGGGUAUUUCUGCAGGAAGCCAGCGACAGGGACGCCUCCCUCGUCAUCACUGACGUCACCUUGGACGACUACGGGAAAUACAAAUGUGAGAUCAUUGAAGGACUGGAGGAUGACACUGGAGUUGUCACUCUUGAUUUACAAGGCGUUGUGUUCCCCUACUUUCCUCGAAUGGGGCGCUACAACCUGAACUUCCAAGAGGCUCAGCAGACCUGCCAGAACGAGGAUGCAGUGAUUGCUUCCUUCGACCAGCUGUAUGAUGCGUGGAGAGGAGGUCUAGACUGGUGUAACGCGGGCUGGCUGAGUGACGGGUCGGUGCAAUAUCCCAUUACCAAACCCAGAGAACCCUGUGGAGGCAAGGAUACUGUCCCUGGUGUGAGAAACUAUGGCCUUCGUGAUAAAGAGAAGGGAAGAUAUGAUGUCUUCUGCUUCACUUCCAACUACAAAGGACGUUUUUACUACCUGAUACACCCAACCAAGCUGACCUACGACGAGGCAGUCCAGGCAUGCCUGAAGGACGGAUCUCAGGUCGCUAAAGUGGGCCAGAUGUUCGCUGCUUGGAAGCUAAUGGGAUACGACCGCUGUGACGGAGGCUGGCUGGCUGACGGCAGUGUCCGCUACCCGAUCUCCAGGCCCAGGCGACGCUGCAGUCCGGACGAGGCGGCGGUUCGCUUCGUGGGGUUCCCAGACAAGAAACACAAGCUGUAUGGCGUCUACUGCUUCAGAACCUACAACUGAGAGCACAGCCAUCCAUUCAUUUACAAUCACGUGAGGGAAUUAAUCGCAAUAGUAUGAACUCAUAAAGUUACCAAAACUGUGAUAACCGUUUUUUUUUUACAAAAGCAUUUUCAUAUAUUAACAAACACUUUUUUUUUUUUUUGUUAUCAGAAUCCAAGCAUUACAUGUUUUUUUUUUUUUUUUUUUUUUUUUAUCAUUCUUAGAUAUAAUUGUAUCUGUAGCUCUAUAGCCUGUACAACAAAUUGCAUUAUAGCAGAACUGAAUAAAAAAAGAAAAAGACAAAAUGAUUGAGCUACAUCAUCCCAAAAGAAAUAUACUUCCAUGAAUGGCUGGAGCAUGCUAAAGCCUGAAAAAUUGUUAGGACUGAUAUAAACAAUAGUAAAGCUUCUUGAAGGGGAACUGUUUUUUUUUUCUUUUUCUGGGCACUUUUU